Messenger RNA from Phycodurus eques (leafy seadragon), 3472 nucleotides. RefSeq names its product zinc finger protein 503-like. The transcript is spliced from 2 exons. Gene Ontology annotation, cellular component: nucleus. The coding region runs from base 170 to 1879 and encodes 569 amino acids. NCBI's taxonomy places the organism in Eukaryota, Metazoa, Chordata, Actinopteri, Syngnathiformes, Syngnathidae. The record is from RefSeq and is a predicted model, not a curated record. Gene Ontology annotation, biological process: negative regulation of DNA-templated transcription.
GCGACCACACUGUCACAGGACGCCGAAGGGAGAAGGCGAGACGGCGGCCGCGGAGAGACGACACGACGCGGAUUCGCCACGCUCGUCCACGAGGAUUUAACGCUUUGGUGUUUGGGGCUUUGUGGAGCACGCGCGUAUUCGCCACACAUGCAUUUCUCGGCUUUGGGUCAUGAUCACAUCGCCCGCGGUGUCUGUCCUGAGACAUAGCACCGAUCCAGCGUGGGAAAGCCGCCCCUCGUCCGGGGAGAGAGGCGCACCGAGACCCGCCGGCCGUCCGUACGCGCACCGCAGCAUCGCCGCCACCGACGCAGUCUUCUCCCCCGCAGACCCGCACCGCCAAGCCGGCCGUCUGCCCAUCAAGCUGCUGAAAAUGCUCACGGCCCGGGCGGGGCACAUCAUGCACCCGGAGUACCUCCAGCCGCUGCCGUCCACGCCGAUCAGCCCCAUCGAGCUGGACGCCAAGAAAAGCCCGCUGGCGCUUUUAGCUCAGACGUGCUCCCAGAUCGGCAAGCCGGACCCCCCGGCCUCGUCCAAACUCUCCUCGGUGGCCUCCGGCGGGGACAAAGACAGCAAGGCCGGGCCCCUGAAGAUCAGCGACAUCGGCGCGGACGACAAGUCGAGCUUCAAGCCGUACGCCAAGUCGUCGUCGUCGUCGUCGGACAGCAAGAAGGAGUCUAGCCCGAGCGGAGAUAAAAACGGUUUCCGGGUGCCGAGCGCCACCUGCCCGCCGUUCACGCCCAGGACAGGCAGCCCCGGCGCCGGCCUCAGCCUCAGCCUCCGCCUCAGCCCCAGCCCCAGCUCCUGCGCCUCCGCCUCCGCCUCGCCGCUGCCGUGCGAGGGCAAAGCGGCGGACAAGGACGACAAAAAGGAGUGCGGCGAGCGCAGCAAAAAUACGUCUUCGCCCGAGAGCAACGGCGGCCACAGGACGAGUGGAAUAAGCCCCGACGGCAGCCAGGAGAGCACGCCCGGCUCCAAGGGCCGCACGUCGGACUCGCCGUCCGUCACCUCCUCGGUGCUCGGCUCCGGGCUGGUGGCUCCGGUUUCCCCCUACAAGCCCGGCCACGCGGUUUUCCCCCUGCCGCCCGCCGGCAUUUCCUACCCCGGGAGUCUAGCGGGCGCCUACGCGGCUUACCCGCAGCCGUUCCUGCCUCCCGGCAUGAGCCUGGAGCACGCCAAGUCCAGCGGCCAGCUGCUGAGCGCGCAGUUCGCGGCGUGCAGCAAGGCCGGGACGAGCCCCCUGGCCGCGGCGUCCCCUCCCUCCCUCAUGUCGGCCAGCCUGUGCCGGGACCCCUACUGCCUCAGCUACCACUGCAGCGGCCAUUUGACGGCGGCCUCCGGUGCCAACUGCGCGCACGACGUCAAGUCCGGAUACCCGCUCGUGUACUCCGCGCACCCGCUGCACGGCGUGCCCUCGUCGGCGCCGACGUUCGGCGGACACCCGCUGUACCCGUACGGCUUCGUGCUGCCCAACGACCCGCUGCCGCACGUCUGCAACUGGGUGUCGGCGAACGGAGCGUGCGACAAGCGCUUCCCCAGCUCCGAGGAGCUGCUCGGCCACCUGCGGACUCACACGGCCUUCGCGGCCGGCUCGGAGAAGCUGCUCGCCGGCUACCCGGGCUCGUCGUCGUCGCUGGCCGCCGCCAUGGCCUGCCACAUGCACGUGCCCUCCGGCGGCGGCCCGGCCAGCCCCGGCGCGCUCGCCCUGCGGGGCCCGCAUCACCCGCUCGGGCUGGGCAGCCGCUAUCACCCGUACUCCAAGAGCCCCCUGCCCGCCCCCGGAGCGCCGGUGCCGGUGCCCGCGGCCGCCGGACCCUACUACUCCCCGUACGCCUUGUAUGGACAAAGACUGACCACAGCCUCGGCUUUGGGGUACCAGUAGAGACAAUUCCAACAACAAAUAAAAAGAAAAAUACACACAUUUUAUAUAUAUAUACAUAUAUACACACACACACAUACAUAUAUACACACAUAUAUAUAUGUAUAUAUAUAUAUAGAUAUAUAUAUAUAUAUAUAUAUACACACACACACACACACACAUUUAUAAAGGAGAUUUAGGCCCGAUGAGUUUUAUAUGUACUUCAUGCAGGGACUAGAUCCAACUGGGGAUCAGUGUAUUUAUUUGAGAUAGCUUCAAGCGUGACUAAAAAAAAAUAAUUAAAAAAAUCAAUUAUAAUAUAACUUGCAACAGCGUCAAUGUGCAUUAUUUGGGAGACCCCACCCCCCAAAAGGAAUGAAAACAAAAUAGGCCUUUAGGGUCGUCCGAGCUUUGAUCAAUCAGAAAAUUGCAGCUUGCAGAUUUGGGUGGAUUUUCGUGUGGAGCAGAUGCAGCAUGAAGCCCAUAUGCCAACAUUUCUACUUUUUCUCGUUUUCAUGUAAUAGCCAAAGGAUUUGAGGUUUGAACUUGACGGUGUUCGAAUUCAAAUUUGAGUGUCAUGUCUAAUGUCAUUUUGCAAGAUUUAAACUUGUGGGCCAUUCCACUGAAUCGGUGCCGUUCACUUGUCUCCCUCUCUCAAAAUAAACUUUUUCAGCCCUCGAUCUGAUCUAAGAGACACAUUGAACGACUCAAACUGUGCUACUUUUCUUUUGUCAUUAUUCUAUUGUAGUAAAACUCAUUUGAGUAACAGAAAGUAAUACGAGGGGGUUCUUAGCAUACAAUUAGCAAAUACGACGGCGACAUGGCAUUUAUGCUAAUAGCAUGUUGACACCGAGCAUAUUACAGUGAUUCGACAAUUAAAAACAAAUCAUGUUUUUUUAAAAAGCAAAAACGUUUGGCCAUAUCCUGAAUGACGCAAGUUCCGGCGGACCACGUGACUGUUCGGAUAACGAGACUGAGUGAAAACCCAGGCACACGACUAAUGUCAAUUCAACUAAAUUGUUGUUGUUGUUUAUAAAAGAAAAUACUUUGAUGGGAUAAGGAGUAACACAAAUAUGCAAAAUUUGAAAAGAUUGAAAUGAUCAUAUUUCAUGGUAAUGUCUAAUUUUAGGACGCGGCGGACGGGCAACAAGUGCUAUUUUUCUACUGUUCGAGCUAGUUCACAUUUUUUUGUAUUUAUUAAAUAUGCAAUAAGAUCACUAUUCAGGAUACUGCUUUACAAAUAUAUUUUACAGUUUAUUAUACGUUUAAUUUCCUGGGGAUGCAAAUGGCACCGAUUUGGAGGAAUGGCCCAUAUAUUAAAAUAAGCACAUUGAGAAAUAAUGCAAUUUAUGUAACAAUCUGCCUAUUUUGGUGUUCAACAACACUGGAUGACGAUAUGAGAGAAUAUUAGGAAUGGCUCUCAGUGUUGUUUUCCUACAGUCGCAAUAUUAAAUGGAUUAUGAAAGUUAUCAAAAGUGGGUAUAUUAUCUUUGGGAAGGUAGCCAUUUUCUCCAUCUCAGUUUGUGUUGAUGUACCAAAUAAGAGCAUUUUAUUCGCCUAUCUGUGUAAAAAUGAAACAAAUGUGUCAUCUGGGGGCUUAUGGAAAAAAAUACAAUG